GUGAAAGUUACUAGGUUGUAUACAAAUCUGCCCAUCUCGUGUUCAGCGGCUGUGGGUUUCCGGCCUCGGUUAGGAAGGCCUCCCCGCGGGGGAGGCGAGGGAGGGCGACCUUAUCUCGCAGCUUCUCCCUUCCCACGGGUCAGGCGCAUAAAAGCUCGAGGGGACGCGGCCCGAAGUGUCGCCAUGUCCCCGCUGUGCGCCCUGCUGCUGGCCCUGGCCCUGGUGGCCGUCCCCGGCAUCCGAGCCGCCUGCCCGCUGCCCGCCGACCUCAAGAGGCCGGACGGGACGCGCACGUGCGCCAAGCUCUACGACAAGAGCGACCCCUACUACGAGAACUGCUGCGGGGGCGCCGAACUGUCGGUGGAGCCGGGCACCGACCUGCCCUUCCUGCCCGCCGACUGGAACAACGCCGCCUCCUCGCUCGUGGUGGCCCCGCGCUGCGAGAUCACCGUGUGGUCCCUGCGCGGCAAGGCCGGCAAGACGCGCAAGUUCUCGACCGGCGCCUACCCGCGCCUGGAAGAGUUCCGCAAGGGCAUCUUCGGAGACUGGUCCAACACCAUCGCGUCGCUCUACUGCAGGUGUUACUGAUGCCUUAGAGGUACCUCGUGUCCAACCCCCACAGAGUGCAGAGGCCCCUCACCUGGGGUAUGCUGAAGGCCCCAAGUCCCAGGAGGAGAGAACUUUCUUCCUGCCCCCUCCCCACCCUGUCUUCCCUGCAAUAUAGAGUGUGCUUGUGAAGUUA
This is a messenger RNA of Prionailurus viverrinus (fishing cat), 742 nucleotides long. It is a transcript of the gene SYCN, whose product is annotated as syncollin. Gene Ontology annotation, biological process: exocytosis. Gene Ontology annotation, cellular component: secretory granule membrane. The transcript is spliced from 2 exons. Lineage: Eukaryota; Metazoa; Chordata; Mammalia; Carnivora; Felidae. Bases 184 to 588 code for a protein of 134 amino acids. The record is from RefSeq and is a predicted model, not a curated record.